GUGGCCCUGGCUUUAUUUACUCCUUAAGAAUCGUUCAUUCGAGCUGACCUGACCACCGCUCUCUCGCUCGCCUCUCCUCUCCUCUCCUCCUCGUCGUCCUCCACUCCGCUCUCCAACGCGAACGCUUCCCAAUUAAACCCUACUCUCUCUCUCUCUCUCUCUCUCCGCCCUCACGUUUAUCUCCGCUUCUCUUUCUCUCUCUCCACGCACGCACAGGAGAGAAAAAGAACGAGACGGAAUAGAGAAAGGCGAGGAAGAAAAGAGAGAGGAGAGAUAGACAAAUUUCGUUUUCAAGAACUGGCUGUGCCUUGUGCGUGCGUGGUGUCGCACGUAGCAAUAAGAGGGAUCGAUGGAGGUGGCGGCGGACUGCGCCGGCGGGGUCCGUGUCAAGAGGGAGGCCUCCGGCGGCGGCGGCGGCGGGGACAUGUUCCUCGUCGAUGACCUCCUCGACCUGCCGUGUGACGACGAGGAGGAGGAGGAGACGGGGUUGGGCGGGGCGUACGGCGCCGGCGCCGGCGCGGGCGCGGGCGCGGGCGCCGGAGGGGGCGGUGGUGGGGAUGAGCGUGCGGCUGGCAACGCGUCGGCCGACUCGUCGACGGUGACGGCCGUCGACAGCUGCAGCAACUCCUUCUCCGGCCUCGCCGACGGGGACUUCUCCGGCGGGCUGUGCGUGUGCGAGCCGUACGACCAACUGGCGGAGCUGGAAUGGGUUUCCAGCUACAUGGGCGAGGAGACCUUGCCCACGGAGGAUCUCCGGAAGCUGCAGCUCAUCUCCGGCAUCCCCGCCGCAUCGGCCGCUCCGCGCGCGCCACCGCCGGCUGUGCUGGCCGCCUCCGGUGUGCAGCUGCCGGGAGGAGGAGCGCUGCCCACGGAGGCGCCCGUGCCGGGGAAGGCGCGCAGUAAGCGGUCCCGCGUCGCGCCGUGCAACUGGUCGUCGCGCCUGCUCGUCCUGCCGCCGCCCCCGGCCUCGCCGCCCUCCCCGGCGUCCGUGGUCAUCUCGCCGUCCGAGUCGGGCACCGCCGCGCCGGCAUUCCCGGCCAAGAAGGCGGCGAAGUCCGCCAAGAAGAAGGACGCGCCAACCCCCGUGGCGCCGCCGAACGCGGCAGCCCAGGCGGCGGCCGAGGGAAGGAGGUGCUUCCACUGCGAGACGGACAAGACGCCGCAGUGGAGGACGGGGCCCAUGGGGCCCAAGACGCUGUGCAACGCGUGCGGGGUGCGGUACAAGUCCGGGCGGCUCGUGCCGGAGUACCGGCCGGCGGCGAGCCCGACGUUCGUGGUGUCGAAGCACUCCAACUCGCACCGCAAGGUGGUGGAGCUGCGGCGCCAGAAGGAGAUGCAGCUCCUGCACCAGCAGCAGCCGCAGCCGCACGUGGUCGCGGGUGGCGCCGCCGCCGGAGGCCUGCUCCACGUGCCGAGCCCGCUGCUGUUCGACGGGCCGUCGGGGGCGCCGCUCAUCGCCGGCGCGGACGAAUUCCUGAUCCACAACCGCAUAGGACCGGACUUCCGGCAGCUCAUCUAGGAAUAUGAUUCAUUAGCCCAGGAAUAAUUCAGCAACAAAAACAGCUAAUUUUUUUUAGGAGUUGUUUCUCCAUGUUUGGUUUUUCAGCUUAUCUUUUUUUUUUCUUUUUUGGUUCUGCAACCUGUUUUUUUGGUUACUCUCUAUUUCUCGGCUUCUUAAAUUUAUCUCUGUUUCUUUUUUGAGAUUUUAGACUUUUUCCCCCCUUAGAAGCCAACUCUGAGGAGUUUCUUUGGUAGCAUAAUCUUUUUUUUUCUCUUUCAAUUUUGUAAUGCAGGAGACUCUUAGAAGAAGAGGAAAAACAGGAGCAGUUUCAA
Molecule: messenger RNA, 1833 nt
Organism: Oryza brachyantha (malo sina)
Lineage: Eukaryota; Viridiplantae; Streptophyta; Magnoliopsida; Poales; Poaceae
Product: GATA transcription factor 12-like
Exons: 2
Coding region: 350-1519 (389 amino acids)
Biological process (GO): regulation of DNA-templated transcription
Molecular function (GO): sequence-specific DNA binding; zinc ion binding
Source: RefSeq, a predicted model, not a curated record